Messenger RNA from Portunus trituberculatus (swimming crab), 5035 nucleotides. RefSeq names its product prolactin-releasing peptide receptor-like (gene sNPF-R). The record is from RefSeq and is a predicted model, not a curated record. Gene Ontology annotation, cellular component: neuron projection; plasma membrane. The transcript is spliced from 2 exons. Bases 338 to 1714 code for a protein of 458 amino acids. Gene Ontology annotation, molecular function: neuropeptide binding; neuropeptide Y receptor activity. Gene Ontology annotation, biological process: G protein-coupled receptor signaling pathway. NCBI's taxonomy places the organism in Eukaryota, Metazoa, Arthropoda, Malacostraca, Decapoda, Portunidae.
AGAGGGUCGGGGAGAGACGUCGUCGUGGCACUCGUCUGUUAACCCUUGUAGGUGAACUAUUCUUUCCAUCGGACGCUCAGAGAACAAAGUUACAAAGCAGGCAGCCGGACAGUGUAGUUACACCCUGAGUACUGCCUGCGGUUUCCAUGUUCAUGAGCAAAUCACAAACCUUCGCACUUGCAGAAAACACCUGUUGCGUCGAUCGCCAGUGCGGGUACUGUGACACCUCAAGUAAUGAUUGUCCCGCGGGUACUGUCCCGUGACAGUUGUCUGCGCGUAGAGACAAGUGCUGACCGUUGUAAAAUGUGACAUUUGGGCAAACGGUUGACACGUAGUCAUGAUGGGCUCGAGCACCUUACCUGCCACCAGCUUGAGCCCGACACUACGGCUGGCCACCAUGAACGGCUCAGUGGAUCUAGAAGCUGAGGAACUCAACAGCACGUGGCGCCCAGAGACAGGCCUCGCCUCAUUCAAUACCAUUCUGGACGCAAACGGCUCUUUGUCGUGGACCAACUCAAGCCCAAGAGACAGCGAUAUCCUUUCCUACCCGACAACUCAAGCUAUUUUUUAUAUUGAAUAUUUAACCAUCUUCAUGCUGGGUGUGUUUGGAAACUGCCUUGUGUGUUACGUGGUGUUCCGGAACAAGCACAUGCAGAACGUCACAAAUUAUUUCAUUACCAACCUGGCUCUGGCUGAUAUCCUGUUGUGUGUGCUGGCCGUGCCCUUCACGCCCUUCUAUACCUUCAUGGGCGAGUGGAUGUUCGGGCGGCUGCUGUGCCACCUGGUCACCAUGGCUCAGGGCACCAGUGUCUACGUGUCCACCCUCACACUCAUGUCUAUCGCCAUCGAUCGCUUCUUCGUUAUAAUUUAUCCAUUCCGGCCUCGCCUCAGCCUUCCUGUCUGCUACAUGAUUAUCAUCAGUAUCUGGCUUUUCUCCAUCUCGGCCACGCUUCCCUAUGCCUUUUACAUGGGCAUGGUAGAGUACCAGGACCGCUCAUACUGUGAGGAACUCUGGCCGUCCGAGUUCAUUAGGCAGGUGUUCAGCGGCUUCACGGCUAUCAUGCAGUUUGUUGUUCCUUUCAUCAUUAUUCUCAUCUGUUACGGCAAGAUCUCUAAUCGCAUGAACGAGCGCGUGCGAGCAAAGCCAGGCAGCAAGAGCUCUAAGCAGGAGGAAGCGGAUCGAGAGAGGAAGCGACGCACCAACAGGAUGCUCAUUGCAAUGGUGACGAUUUUUGGCGUGUCGUGGCUGCCCAUGAAUGUGGUGCACCUGGUGGGCGACUACUACGCCCCAGCAAGCACUUGGAGCUACUACAACCUGUGCUUCUUUAUAACCCACGUGGUGGCGAUGUCCUCCACCUGCUACAACCCUUUCCUUUACGCUUGGCUCAACGAAAACUUCCGCAAAGAAUUCCAACUCGUAUUGCCAUGCUUCCAGCAGCCCCCUUCCACGGACCGCGUUGGCCAGUGGCGAUCGGAGAGGACCUGCAACGGCAAUGACACACAGGAGACGCUUCUACAGGCUGGCGCCGGCGAAGCCUCCGUUAGAUCAGUCAACAGGCAGAUGUCAGCUAACAAAGAAGUACCAAACAGGACUGUGAUCCCAGCCACUGUGGAGACACACCCGAUGACCACCUUCGUGUCCCACACUAACGGCGACACCCCUGAUCAAGCCGCACAGCCCCUUGUCAACGGCGAGGCGUCCGAGUAUGUGUGAAUGCAGAUAAAUCGUAACGAGGUAAUGCUGCCCGAGGAGCUUGUGCCACACCUGCUAUUGCCCACGCCAUACCUGCCACGUCUUUGGUACCACUGCAACCGCCGUCUGCUCUCCAACCCAUCGUCCAUCCCGCCAUCGAUACACCCGUGGAAGUCAACCACUCUCCAAGCAUGUACAGCGGCCAAUAUGCAUAGUAAAAAUAAGCACUUUACCUUUAUGACAUCACAUGCUAGGUCGCUGCUCGUUCCUAUUCUGCUCUGUGAUCCACUGUGAACGCACUCCAUCUCUUACGUUCCUAAAGAAAUAUAGACAAUGAACGAGCAACUAACUAUAAAGUACGACGCCAACUUGCAAUCUACAUUAGGUUCAUGUUGCUGAACAUCACGUCAACAAUUACCGUUGUGCCACACCUUUCCAUAAACGAACGGACAUGGUGGGUAUUUUUCAUUACGUCAUCAUACCAUAAAGCCGCUGUCCUCUAAUGUUCUUUUCUGCCACACCAACAGAAUUAAUCAGUGUCAGUAUUGGGGAUGAAACAAAAUUACUACUUCAUUUAUUAUCAGAAUAGUGUGCGACCAAAAUCCAUUCCAGUACGAAGUUGACUCGGUGGACAGUCACCAAACAGUAUAAUUGAUAAUGUUCUCUACGGUGAGUGGGUGUGUCCGACUCCUUGACAGAAGAUAAUGAUGAGAGAAGAGUAUCAUCGCACCACUGCUCCUUGAGGCUCUGUAGUCAGCCGGCAGGAGGCAGGUGGUCAUCAGUAACACAUGAGGCGGCGACAAAUUUUCCCCAUCCAGAAUUCAGCCUCAGCCUGUGCGAGGGACGCCAUCCAUUAGUACACUGCUUCUAUUCCUCCCCACCUACGCCCUGUAAAACAAGGAUAGUUGCCUUUUUUGGCAGUAUUACGGUGCUACAAUCGUGCACGUCAUAUGACUUUAAGUCCCACCUAAGAUGUACCAAAUUCUUACCAUGUAUAUAUUGUAAAAUCAAUAUCUAUAUCCUAUAUAGUUUAUGUUACAUUUAGACCUUGAAUAUUUGAGGGAUAGAGAUAUGAAUGUUAUCAGGACCAGAUUCUGGCAGUGUUGGUAAGAUCCGACCACCACACACAACUACCCCGUGGCGGUGAAACACUGGGAAAACGAUUGAUGUUGUGGUUUGCUCAGAUGUUCUUUGUGUAUCACUUAGCUGUUAAAACACUAUUUAUUUCUAUAUGCCGAUUAGUCCUGAUGCCGCAAUGUUGUCAAGGAGCGAGGCUUUCGACAUUUGCUUUUACGGACUACAGAAGUAACCGUCUCCCUAACAAACACCAGCAGGGCAGCAUACAGCCGAGGCUCCUCCAACCUAGGCAAGGUUCAACUGUGGCACAGGACGAGGUGUUGCCUUCUGCUGAAGGUUCAGUUUGAGCACGUGAGUGAACGGAGUGUGCUUCUCUACGUUUGUUGUAAUGUUUUCAUGUACCGUAUAUAAACGACCGCCGGAUACGUUGGAAAGCAUCCCGAACCACACGAAGGUUACACGCUUCUAUAUGUGCGCCUAUAUACAUAUAUAUAUAUAUACAUAUAAUUAUAUGCUUAGUUUAAGCAAAUGUAAUUAACCAAACCCAGGUAGUAAGUUAUGAUUGCCAGGCAAUGAAACGGCUGUCAAGAGCACCAAGGUGUGGCGGUCCUCAGGUCUACCUUAACCGACUCGCCUUGGUUACUGAAAUGUUCACGACUUCCUAAGAAGCGUGUUCAGUCACUGCUCAUGAUGUGAGGACUCGUUUGGAAGAGUGUUGCUCAGGCUUGACAGACCUCCUGGUAGAAAUAAUUUAGGCAUAACACUGGUUCUAGUAUGUUACAAGUUAUAAUGUUCUGACAAACCUAGGAUUAUAUUAUAUGUAAAAUAUUAUUAUGUCAAAGCCGAUGUAGGUGUAGCAGUCAUCUCUUCGAAUUUGUCUUAGAUAAUAUUAGAAUAAUUUACUACCAAUGCGUUUGUUUGCGUGAAAUCACCAGAGGGGGCGGGUAGCGUGUUCCUCCACCUGCUCUCUACCUGCCCUCGCCACGCCCGCUCAGGCUCGUCACUCUCCCUGCAGACCAUGUGUUCCCCUCCCACCCCAGCUCUUGUCCCUUUCAUUAUCCGCGUCUCUUCUGCAUUUUUAUUUUCCAUGAGUCUGCCCACUCACAUCUUCAUCACAGAUGCAUCCUAACAUCCACAUGCUCUCCUCCAAGCCUCACGUCUUCCCGCUCCCUAGCCUAAUUCCGAGACAGCGUUGCAAGGAACCACAUCGUCCCCUGAGCCCCAGCUACGUAGCAGCUGCCCCGCACGUGUGGUUUCUUGGCGCCGCAUAAAAAUAAACGUGUAUGUAGUUGUAACACGUCCUAGCAGCCGUAUCCUAUAGCUCUUCGUAGCUGCAUCUGUUCCAUGUUCAGUAUCCUGUUACCUGCACGCUAUAUGUCUACGCCCCGACACGAAGCUGUAUGUAGAUGACUUGUAAGCAGCUCAUUGUUCUCCGUCAGCCCAGAGUCCCAGACGUGGUGUGUUGCUAUCCUCGCUUCACACUCGUAUAGCAGCCAUGAACCGUGACCAGGACGCCGCUGCCUUCGUUGCCGCUUGUUACUCUGUUUUCUUGUAAGUUAGUCAGUCUUCCUUGCCGCUAAAACUCAAAAAGUACCUUUAGUACUUUUCCUCAGUUACACUUUUCUACACCUUCUCCUCAUUCACUUUUCUCCAUUCUCUCCAUUAUCUUCACGCCCAAAACAUUUACCCAUUCUCCCUCCUACUCGUUCCUCCCACUCUCACCUUUGCAUUCUUCCUCCGGACUCACGCACUUGCUCCCCUCAUGAUGAAACUUCGCAUUCCACGUGAAAGCUUUCCCCGCGAUUCACCUCCCAUCAUUCGGAAAAAUCAAUAUACCAGAUAACAGUCAAAGAGGAAUGCGCAUUUUUUCUUCACAGCGACAAACCGCCUUCAAAGUAAAGCAAGGAUGUGCAUUAGUUUUUAUGUCCUUACAAGGCUCCAGGAUGACAAGCUCGAUCACACACACAAACACACACACACACACACACACACACACACAAAGAAAUUCUCGUGUCAGUUAGUUAUACCAUCAAGAGUAUCUGGUAUUAUAUUAUUAAUGAAGUAACAUAUUUCAGCAAUUUUUUGACAGCAGACGAGCCGCCGCCUUCAUUUGAAUAUACCAACACUGGAUCAUCUACCAUGACGCCGCUUUCCUCCUUUUAUUUCCCCCUCUUUUUCUCCUUCUCCUCCACUUUCGUCAUUGUAAUGUUUAUUGUCUGUAUCCCUACAAUAUUAUCACUGUUUAAUAAAGUACAUAAGAGAUAA